AUGGAGAUUUCCUCCCAUCAGUUUCACCUCUUGGAGCAGCUCAACGAACAGCGGAAGCAGGACUUGUUCUGUGACUGCGAUAUCCUAGUGGAGGGGAAGGGCUUCAAAGGCCAUCGCAAUGUGCUUUUCGCCAGCAGCGGCUAUUUCAAGAUGCUGCUCUCGCAGAGCUCGAAGGAGACGAGCCAGCCGACUGUAGCCACAUUUGAGGUCUUCUCCCCAGAGACGUUUAUGGUUAUCCUGGACUUCGUGUACUCAGGCAUAUUGGCAUUAACUGGUCAGAAUGUGAUCGAGGUCAUGUCUGCUGCCAGCUAUCUGCAGAUGACGGAUAUUCUGAAUGUCUGUAAGACAUUCAUUAAGUCCUCCCUGGACAUUAACGAGAAGGAGAAGGAUCGGUACCUCAGCCUUUCAGCCAAAAGCACGAACAACGACCCUGCCCGUCCCUCCCUGUAUCGCUCGAGGAGGAAAGCAAAGAGCAACCCCCGGCGCUCCUGCUCCCUUCCGGAUGAGAAAGCUGCGGCGGCGAAUGAGAACUCCUGGAGCAGCUACAGCAGCUGCUUGUCCUCACAGGUGAUCCUGCAGCGGGCGGAAACGCAGCUCUCCAAGAGAGGCAGAAAGCCGGGCUCGGCGAGGAGGCGCCGCAGGCACCUCGGCCUGGCCCAGGGCCGUGACUUUGCGCAGUAUAAACCCACCAAGGCCGAGCGGGCCGGCAGCACCGGCAGCGCCUCAGACACCGGCCACCUCUCCCGUGUGAGAGAGGAGGCUGAAUUUGAUGCUGAGAAUGAUGUUGACCAUGAUUAUGGGUAUCGUGAUGGCUCGGACACAGUGCCGAAGAGGUUCCCAGAUGACCUACCUCGGAUGCGGUUCAAAUGCCCGUUCUGCACGCACACGGUGAAACGCCGCGCGGACCUGAAGCGGCACCUUCGGUGUCACACAGGGGAGCGGCCGUACCCCUGUGACGUGUGUGGGAAGAGGUUCACCCGACUGGAGCAUUUACGGAACCACUUCCAAACGAUACAUCAAGCUGGCAAACUGAUCUGCAGGAAAUGCAAGCGUCACGUAACUGAACUAACGGGAUGCGUGGUUCAGCAAGGAACAAGACGCUACAGACUGUGCCACAAGUGUCUGGCAGAAGCCAAUUUUGACAGCAUUCCCGAGGAUUUAGAUGCAGAACAUUCCCCCGUCUCCUCCACGGGAAACAAACGUCCCAAAUGGGCUCUGGAGGAGGAACAGAAAUCGGAUGAAGGGACAGUGGAGGAGGAACCGUAUAAUUUGGUUGUUCGCCACGUUAAUGAUGACGUUCCAGGUGAGGUAGAUGAAAAGGUGAAACCAAAUCUUAGGUAG
Nestor notabilis (Kea) is the source of this 1341-nucleotide messenger RNA. RefSeq names its product zinc finger and BTB domain-containing protein 8A-like. The transcript has 3 exons. Gene Ontology annotation, molecular function: RNA polymerase II cis-regulatory region sequence-specific DNA binding; DNA-binding transcription factor activity, RNA polymerase II-specific; protein binding. Bases 1 to 1341 code for a protein of 446 amino acids. Gene Ontology annotation, biological process: regulation of transcription by RNA polymerase II. Lineage: Eukaryota; Metazoa; Chordata; Aves; Psittaciformes; Psittacidae. The record is from RefSeq and is a predicted model, not a curated record.